Molecule: messenger RNA, 2502 nt
Organism: Tupaia belangeri chinensis (Chinese tree shrew)
Lineage: Eukaryota; Metazoa; Chordata; Mammalia; Scandentia; Tupaiidae
Gene: FBRSL1
Product: fibrosin like 1
Exons: 21
Source: RefSeq, a predicted model, not a curated record
GGCAAGGAGAACGCGGGGCUGCGCGGCGCGCCCUCCCGAGCCGCCCCCGCACGGCCCCCGCGCCGUCGCCGCCGCGAGUCCAGCUCGCAGGAGGAGGAGGUCAUCGACGGCUUCGCCAUCGCCAGCUUCAGCACGCUGGAGGCCCUGGAGAAGGACAUGGCCCUGAAGCCACAGGAGCGGAAGGAGAGAUGGGAGCGUCGCCUCAUCAAGAAGCCCCGGGAGUCAGAGAGCUGCCCAGCUGGGGAGCCCAGUGAGGACGGGCGGCUCCCGGAGGCAGGCAGCCCUGGGCAGGACGCAGAGCCCCCCUGCGAUGGGGCUGCAAGGAAGGUCCCGCUGCAGCCCUCUAAACAGGUCGCUGUGUCCACGGGGGGCGAUCGGAACAGUGAUGACGACAGCGUGCGCGAGGCCUCCAGCUCCCAGCGCAGCGUCUCUCGGGACCCGCUGAGCGACAGCUCCACACAAGCCGUAUCCGGGACCCAUCGGGGGGUCUCCUGUGACAGCGAGAGCGGCCUGGAUGACAAGGCAUCGGUGGGCUCUGAGAAGCUCUUUGCCCCAGCAGCUGAGAAGGGGCCCGUGCUGGGCGAGGCCAAGGCGGUGCCCAAAGUGUCCGGCCUCGAGCGCAGCCGUGAGCUCAGCACCGACUGCUUCCCGCCCGCUGCGCCCAGCCCAGCAGCCACCGUGCCCCUGCCCGCCCAGGCCAGCCCCGUGGUGAAGAAGGAGGUCCCCGCCCUGCCCCGCCACACUCCGCAGCCACCGCCUGCACCCCCGCAGCCCCAGGGCCUGCUCCCAACUCACGUGCCUCUGUCUCUGGGCGGCUUCACGGGCCCCGGCCAGGCAGCACCCAACGGCCUGCCCGGCCUCAGGAGCAGCAGCGCGGGCAGCGGUGCCCCCCUCGGCCUGGCGAAGCACGCGUCGCUGUCGCCACGUGGGCCGGGCCCUCUCCUGUCUACCUCACACCUGGCGCUCCGGUCCCAGGCGCAGCACCAGCAGCACGCGGCCAUGUUCGCCGCCCCUCCGACACUGCCCCCGCCCCCUGCGCUGCCCGCCAGCAGCCUGGUCAUCCCAGGACACCCCGCCGGUAGCCGUCGUUCCCCCCCCCGCCCGCCAGUCGUGUACUGCCAGCCUCGCUCGGGGAUUCUGAUUGAUCGCGAGCUGCUCAGGCAGGAGCUGAACACGCGGUUUCUGGUGCAGAGCGCCGAGCGGCCUGGCGCCUCCCUGGGCCCGGGGGCCCUGCUGCAGGCGGAGUUCCACCAGCACACACACCAGCACACACACCAGCACCGACACACACUCGCCCCCUUCCCCGCAGGGCUGCCCCCGACGCUGCUCACGCCCGCUGCCGCACCCCCACCGUUUGACAAGUAUGCGCCCAAGCUGGACAGCCCUUACUUCCAACAUUCCAACUUCUUCCCGGCCUUUCCUCCAGCCAUCCCGGGACUCCCCUCUCUGCUCCCUCACCCCGGCCCCUUUGGGUCCCUGCAGGGUGCUUUCCAGCCCAAGGUACUGCUGUUCGGGCAGACUUCAAACCCAGUCGAGGUAGCUGGCCGGUCCAGUACUGUCCACUCUCUCCUGCAGAAAGCUCCCGGGGUGUCUGACCCGUACCGGACGGCCGUCAGGAAGCCGGGGAAGUGGAGCGCCGUGCACGUCCAGAUCGCCUGGUACAUCUACCGCCACCAGCAGAAGGUCCAGGUGCAACUGGCCCCACCCAAGGUGGAGGUGGGCAUGAAGCUGGACCUGUUCGGCAGAGCCCCUGCACCAGGCGUGUUUGCUGGGUUCCCCUGCCCGCAGGAUCUGGCCCGGCCGCUCUUCUCCGGCACAGGUGCCGCCCACCCUGCCACCAGCCCUUUCGGACCCUCGGCCCGUCACGGCAGGCUCCUCCUCUGCAGUCCUCAGGGCUGGGCGCAGGUGGGAAGGAGGGACCGAGUCCUGGGGUCCCUCAGGUCACACGGUGGCCCCUGCCAGGCUGGACCCUGUGGAGCCACUCCUGGGCGGGGUAGGGGGGACGCUGAGCCAGGCAGGGCCCUGAACCCCGGAUCCUCCACAGACCCUUUCAGCAGAUCGAGCGCCUUCGGGGGCCUGGGCGGCCACACGCUGACUCCCAGCGGCAGCAUCUUUGCUCCCAAGGAGGGUGCCGUGCUGCACGGCCUGCCCAGCCCUGAGGCCUGGAGCCGGCUGCACCGGGGCCCGCCCUCCUUCCCCACACACCCCUGGCCCAAGCCUGUGGACGCUGAGCGCGUCUCAGCCCUGACCAACCACGACCGGGAGCCGGACCAGGGCAGGGAGGAGCGGGCCCGGGGCGCCAGCCUGCGCCUGGCCGGGCUCCCGGGCCGCAACCCGGGGAAGCUGCCCGAGGCGCCGGCAGAGCGGGCCCAGGACGAAGUGAAAGUCAAGGAGGAAGGCGGGGAGGACGAGGCGCCCGAGCCUCCGGGGACCGGCGUCCCCGAGCGCCCGCGCGCGCUGCCCGCGCCCCUGCAGCUCGGCCUGGGCCGCGAGCGCCUGGGC